UUCCGUCAUAACCCGGUAGAUGUUACCGCGUGACCCCUUCGACUUCCUUUCUUGUGGCAGCCAUCGAGAAAAAUGGCAAAGAUCAAGGCCAGAGACCUGCGCGGUAAGAAGAAGGAGGAGUUGCUCAAACAGCUGGACGACCUGAAGGUGGAACUGUCUCAGCUCCGGGUCGCCAAGGUUACCGGUGGCGCGGCCUCCAAGCUCUCCAAGAUCCGCGUUGUUCGUAAGUCCAUUGCCAGAGUUCUUACUGUCAUCAACCAGACGCAGAAAGAGAAUCUGAGGAAAUUUUACAAGGGUAAGAAGUACAAGCCCCUGGACCUGAGGCCCAAGAAGACCCGCGCCAUCCGCCGGCAGCUGACCAAGCACGAACAGGGCCUCAUGACCAAGAAGAUGCAGAGGAAGUCACGUCUGUACUCCAACCGCAAAUUCGCCGUCAAGGCCUGAGGCUGUACUGCUGUUUCUGUUUUCCACUCAAAUAAAAACAAACACCCCACCCUG
This is a messenger RNA of Electrophorus electricus (electric eel), 498 nucleotides long. It is a transcript of the gene rpl35, whose product is annotated as ribosomal protein L35. The record is from RefSeq and is a predicted model, not a curated record. Gene Ontology annotation, cellular component: ribosome; cytosolic large ribosomal subunit. Gene Ontology annotation, molecular function: structural constituent of ribosome; mRNA binding. Lineage: Eukaryota; Metazoa; Chordata; Actinopteri; Gymnotiformes; Gymnotidae. Gene Ontology annotation, biological process: translation; maturation of LSU-rRNA from tricistronic rRNA transcript (SSU-rRNA, 5.8S rRNA, LSU-rRNA).